Messenger RNA from Scylla paramamosain (green mud crab), 6336 nucleotides. RefSeq lists its product as uncharacterized. Bases 4332 to 5330 code for a protein of 332 amino acids. The transcript is spliced from 2 exons. The record is from RefSeq and is a predicted model, not a curated record. NCBI's taxonomy places the organism in Eukaryota, Metazoa, Arthropoda, Malacostraca, Decapoda, Portunidae.
GAUGGGGGAGAACUGAAUGCAUCAGGAAAGUGGGUGGCGACGCCGCCAGGGUCCAUGUGGCCUUUGUUUUGGGUGGGAAUGGGAAGUUGAGGGCUAUAGAAUGGAUCACCACACGGCCGCCACGUGCUAGUCGCACGCAGACGUCCUGGGCGGCCAGGGUGGCUGAGUCCUGCUGUCACAUGUUUCCUCCUACAUCUCAAUACAUUUCAAUGUCUCCCACCACUUGAUGGUCAAGGUCAGCCACGCUGUACCGUUAUAACCUCCAGCCUGUCGACGUAUAUACGACAUGAAUAGGUGAAGUUUAAAGUCAGUCUGUUAGUUGACAGGGCAUAAAAAAACAUGUCGUUCAGAGAUAGUGACGAUAUAUACGUAUACCUAUCUUCUCUUGCAGGCAGUAGGUCAUUUCCCAAAAAUACAACAACAGAAUUUGAAAACAGAAUCAUACCCAUUCAUUUAGACACUGGCAGGGAUUAUGAAGUCAGCCUGUGUAAUAUCUUAUUCCCUAAAUAUUUCUACUGCAUUAAGGAAGGGGAUCCAAAUUCCAGUAUAUCGUUUUAUGGCCGGGUUAAGCAGUCCGAGUUCGAUAUGUAUGAAUAUAACAUGUAUACCUAUCUACCGGAAAGGAAUGUCAUCUCCAAUUUUACCGAUAAGAACAUACUGGCCAUAACUAUGGCGAUCAAUGGACAGAUAGUGAGAGAACUCCAAGCAAUUUUAAAUGAGUCCUUUAAGAUCUAUUUCCCAUACUCGGAAAUGAUCUAUUACGACCGCGACUUGGAGAGAGUCGUAGUUGACAAUGCGAUCGUGCCUCCUAAUGACGAUCGUAUUUACAGUGAUAUGAUUAUAAAAUUUGCCUCACAUAUAGCUCACAUUCUGGGUUUCAAUCCAAAUUUUCGUUACACCGUCUAAUUUCAAAGACCUGGCGAGGCCAUUUCAUCUUCCAGUGCGAGGAAAGCUUCCCCCUCGACACCCAUAAAAUUAUUCGCUCAAUACGUACCGCGAGCUGACGCGGGGAUGGAUCAUAUGUACAUUUAUACCGACAUAUAGUUAAUAUAUUAGACACCAUACCACUCCCCGGCGACAGCACCAGUAAAGGUACGAAUCCAAUUACGUAUAAACCAUUUUCCAUAUCAACUAUACAGUGUGUGGCCAUCAAAAUUACCAAUCAAAGAGGCAAACCUAUUCAGUUUGAAGAAGGGGGAAAACAGUGUUACUUGUGUGUUACAUAUAAGACCACGUUAACUUUUGCAUCUCAGACGUAAAGUUUUGAAGAGAAUCGAUCAAGGCAGGAUAAGGGUUGGGACGGAGAUAAUGAAACAGGCAGGUGUUGCCUACUUCUGAGUCAAGCCACGCUCCUCGCAGUGAUCUGUGUGGGAUACUUCAGUGUUUCUCCGCACGCCAUAGCGGAUGGGGUGCAAGUGUUGACAAUGUUAUAAAAAAAAAAAAGAAAAAUGGGUGUCCACUGUGGGACGGCAGAGACGCGGCUUUUAUGUGAAGUGUGUGGGAGAUGGCACACUAAUCCACCCUGCCCCUCAUGUGUGGAAGACCAAUGUGAUUUAUGUGAGCAGUGUGGUGUUCUGUUUCCACAUCUUCCACCAGAACGCACCUGCGAAGUUGGAGAUCCUGAUUAUUCUGGUAAGCAUUAUUACUUAUUUUGGCGAGAAUGUAUAUUAAUAAAGAUGAAAUGACUGUCAAUCUUUACAAGUUUGAGCUCUGAGUACAUCCUCCUGUACAGGUUCACACUCGAUUGAGCAGAGCGACACGCACGUCGGCAAACAUCACAAGCCAACAUCCCACGCGGAGGUGGGGAAAGAGAUGAGAAAAAAAAAAAAAAUCUGCUACAAGUAAUAAAUCAAUAAAUACGGUACCACUGCCACUACUACUAGCUACUACUAAUGUUCUUUUUUUUUAAGACUCGCCAUAGCCAGGUCCGAGUGGAUUAAUGGAGAAUGUAUUAAAUUCUUCUGAGACUUCAAGUCCCUCGCUACCUACACAAGACACGCCACAAGCGGAAGCAGGCCACAAUGAGUGUUGGACUCUGGAAGAACCGCGCUUAAUUGAUUCGAGGGAAAAUUUUAUGAGGAGCUUCACUAGACAUCAAGAUGACAUACCUGAUCAUGUAAGCAGAGAUCCACUUGGUCUACUUACCGAAUACAGGGAGCUCUUUAUACGGGAAAUUAGAUCAUAUUUCACGUUACAUGGCUCGCCAUUCCCCCCCACCCUAUAAAUAUUUUCAUCCAUUUCUCUGUUACUAGUUAAAUUCUCUACCUUAGGCGAGGAUGAACAUCCGAGUCAUUCAUAUUGCUUUUAGAGCACGUCUGAUCGGCUAUCAAGAUGUGCCUGACCUUGUUGAUUUAUGGAUCCAUCAGUUGAACAGUCGGUUGGAAAGCCUUACCAGCGAGACUGAAGGAUCUGGUUUUAUCAUUUCAAGAGCAGAGAAUUUUUUUCAACUAUUGCUUGCAUGUCGCAUGCAGUGAUAUAGGAGAUUAUGUUGCAUAUCCUAGAGACGUGCGAGGUGGGAAUGAAUUUUCAAUCCUGAUGGCCGACAUUCGUCCUGUGUUAUUCAGUGUUUGGCGGCGUUCAGACUUCACGCCCAAGGUGUACCUUGGAAAAGAAUUCCAAAAAUAUUACGGAGGUGGCAUGGUGGAGAGAAAUACGUCAUGUGCGGAAAAGUAGAGUCCUGUGACUUGGGAGAACUUGAGUCAGUUAGAAAGGUUAAAUCGCCUGUCUCUGGAUGUUUAUACACUGACCAAAAGUGGUGAGAUGUACUAUUUAACAUUAUCAAGAAAAGGCUUGUGCAAGUAUAAAACUGUAAUCCCACUCCUUUUACUAGGUGGGAGGCAUAUGAUGCUCAUUAAAGACGUGGAGAAGCUGCACCGGAAAUUGACGAGAAGCCCUCCCACCCUAGAGAGUCAUCAGUUUUGCAAAAUAUGUUUCAACUCAGUUCCCAAGUCUGUCAAUUUGAGCGAUCACGAGUGUCAUUGUGACUUCACUCAAACUCUUCUCUUUCCAGAUGAUGCCGAAAAAGUAAAAUUCAAAAAUUCUCUUUCCAGAUGAUGCCAAAAAAGUAAAAUAAAAAAAAUUUGCUUACACCUAUGAGCCUGCCUACUUAGCAUAUUUUUUAUCUUGAAACUAUGAUAAAACAUAAGGGGAAUAGAAGUGUGAUAGCUGAACAUGAGCCAAUUGGUUACUCAUAUCUCAUCAUCAAUAGGCAUGGAGAUGUCAUGGAAAAGAGAAGUUAUUUCGGUGAAGAUCCUGUGAAUAAUUUCAUUGAUAGCCUAUCCGAAGCUUGGCGAAUCAUCAAGGAAAGUGUAGUUAGCUAUCAAAUUAGCAUGUCUGCGGAGGAUGAAGUCCACUUCAAACGUCAGCGCCACUGUGAGCUCUGCCAUCAACCCUAUAAUGUGAAAACCCCCCCAUCAUAAACAUCACAACCACUCAUUACCGCAAAAUAAUUACAAGGGGGCAUUGUGCGCGUGAUACAACCUCCAGUGUCGUGACAUGAGGAAAUAUCUCAUCUUUCUGGCACAUAAUAUGAGCUUUGACGUCUCUUUAAUCAUAAAAGACCUUCAGUUGCCAGAGUCGCAUGUGGACAUCCUUGCCAAGUCAGAAUCGCAUUUAUUGAAAGUAAGGAUUAAGGAAUGCAGUUUCAAGACACGCUUUCCCUUAUGAACGCUGGCCUCGGCCAUCUUGCUCAGAGUCAUAUGCAGGCAGGCUAUGACACGUGUUACACCCAGGAGAUAAUGAAUUACCUCCCUGAGGAUGUAAGACAUGUAACUUGCUCUCAAAAACAGUUUCUUUGUUACAAGUACAUCACCGACCUUGGCUGCUUAGAAGAUUGGCAAUUGCCACCUCGUGCAGCAUUUUAUGACACGCUCAAGGAUAAGGCUCUGUCACCUGGAGAAUAUGAACACGCUCAAAGCGUGUGGAGUAUGGCGUCCUGUCGCACUUUAGGCGAUUACAUAAGACUGUAUUGUGAGAUUGAUGUGGGGUUAUUAGCCGACACAUAUCUCAAAUAUAGAUCAUACCUGCAUGAAUUUUAUGGACUGGAUGUGGCACAUUACGUGUCACUGUCUUCUUAUGCUUAUGACGCUUUUUUAAAGUUGACAGGCGUUCAACUUGACUCACCUUACGACCCUAACAUGUAUCACCUCAUCAAAAGAAAUGUAUGAAGAAGCCUUGUAACUUGCGUCAGACCUCACCUGCAGUCAAACCAUGAACCCGACGGUGGGCCCAGCACAUUUGUGUUCUAUCUGGACUAUAAUUCAUUAUAUACAACCGUUAAGUGUUCCCCCUGCCUAUGGGCGACAUCAAAAAACCUUCUCAGUAAGAGAUGGAUGAUUUUUUUUGAAGUUGGCAUCCAGAAUCACACGACAGAUGGCGAUGUCAGUUACUGUCUGCAUUUGGACACCUGCGACGUUUCCCUGGACGUGGCCCAGGCCACGGACGAGUUCCCUCUGUGCCUUGCACAUUUGACUAUUACAGAAGAUGACAUCUCGCUGUACAGUAAAGGACUGUUAGAAGCUGAGGGUUGUAAGCUUGGGAAGAAAAAUCGUAAACUCAUGGCCAGUCAUAAAGGACUGAAAGGUCAUCUCAUCAGUCUGGAAUUGCUGCAACUUUUACUCUCACUUGGACUGGAAAUACAAUGUGUCCAUGCUAUAUAUAACUUCAGACAGGCUCCAUACCUGAAACCUUUCAUAGAAAGGAACGUUACUCAGUGUGAAAAUGAGAUGUGCGCCAUUAAAAAUUGCAUUUGCAAACUGAUGUCAAACGCAGUCUAUGGCAGAUCCAUGUUAUCUGAAGUGAAGUAUGGGCUCCAACAGAAAUUAGUGACAAAAAGAAAGUCUUUCCUGAAGUAUAUAAGAAAUCCUUCCUUUAAAAGGGUACACCAAUUAGGCGAGGACCAAGUCAUAUGCGUCAACAGUAAGAAUACGAUUAAAAUCAGAAAGCCAAAUUACUUGGGUUACCAUAUUUUAGAAGUGGCAAAGAAGUAUAUGUACAACUUUUGGUAUCGUGUCACCAAAGCUAAUUAUGGGGAGAGAGCUAAAUUAGCUUAUGAAGAUAAGGACAGUUUCAUAUUUAGUCUACACAUACCUACAAACUUAAAUGAUGAACUGAAACAUGGACCCAUGGCAAAUUUUCUCGACACCAGUAACUUUGCUUCAGAUCACCCGUGUUUUAAUGGGGAGCGGAAGGGUCAACUAGGCUUGCUGAAAUCUGAAACCGGAUCCACGCUCAUCAAAGAGGCAAUCAUAUUAAAGCCAAAGAUGUAUUCGCUGCUGUUGGAAGAUGACAAGCAAGUACCUCGAGGUAAAGGUAUUCCAACUCACCAGUAAAAUAUAUUGCAUCAGCAGUAUAGGGAAACACUUAAUAAUGUCGCAUGUGGGAUGGUGGAUUGCUAUAAUAUCAGGAAUGUGAAAGGACAAAUUUGUACCACUCGCAUGCGAAAGUGUACUUUGUCACAUUUUGAUGACAAGCGUUUUCACGUCAAUUGCUAUACCUCAAUGGCGUAUUAUCACCCCGACAAUGAUCAGCGGGAAAGAGAUGUGGAGGACAAGGUGGAUGAGAAGGUGGUGGUGAAGGAGGAGGUGGAGGUGGAUUAGGAAGAGGAGGAGGAUGAGGAGGAGGAGGAGGGGGAAGAAGAGGAGGGGGAGGAUGGGUUAAUGAGUUGACUGUGGCGUGAUCGGGAGAGACUUUCCACGACAUUAUUCACAUCAUAAAUAAGGGGUAGGGAAAGAGAGGAUGCCGCUGGCAGCAGCUGCCCUUCAUGUAAUGUAAAAAACAUUUGCACUGACCACGUAGGCUAAAGAAGAGGAGGAUGGGUUAAUGAGUGGGUUGUGACGUGAUUGGGAGGGACUUUCCAUGACGUUAUUCACAUCAUAAUUAAGGGGUGGAGAGAGACCAUGGCUGCUAGCAGCUGCCGUUCAUGUAAUGUAAGAACAUUUGUACUGACCACGUGGGUUAAGGAGGGGGAUGAGGGGGAUUGUUCAUGUAAUGUAAGAACAUUUGUACUGUCCAUGUGGGAUAAGGAGGAGGAGGAGGAGGAGGUAAUGUAAGAACAUUUGUAGCUAGGCUAAGGAGAGGGAAGAGGAGGUUGAGGAAGAGGCAUGAGUUGGGAGAGAUCCCUGUCUUAAUUAGAGGGCAGGGAUGAGGAUGCAGCUGGGAGGCUAGUUAUGCUGUUACCUACAUGACCAUGUAAAUAAAGGUUAAGCAAUAAAUAAUGUAAACAUAUCGUAAUGUGUUUUAGUGCCCCUCUGAACUUAACAUAGACAAGACAUUUAGUGAAGAGAUGCUGAAUCUCUUCAGAUAUCCUGCAUGCAUAAUUAUCGCAGGCUAUACAAA